Messenger RNA from Lolium rigidum, 1997 nucleotides. RefSeq lists its product as uncharacterized. Bases 1 to 1866 code for a protein of 621 amino acids. The record is from RefSeq and is a predicted model, not a curated record. Lineage: Eukaryota; Viridiplantae; Streptophyta; Magnoliopsida; Poales; Poaceae. The transcript is spliced from 5 exons.
AUGGACUUCUCCGUCAAGGAUGGGAAGAGGUUGUGGUCGCUUGUUCGGAGGCAGGAGGCCCUGGCUGACAAGAAACGGAGGUGGUUGGAGUCGAUGAUUCACGCACCGGAUAGCUGCAGCAAGCGUCUCAAGCGACCCAAGUUCUUGGCGGAUGCGUACUUGGCUGAAUCAGAUAUAAGGAAUGAAGAAGUGUCUUGUGAAAAAGUGAAAGCUAGUGUUGCAAAAAGUUUUACUCUAAAGAGCGAUGGCUACAAACAUCACUUAGUUCAGGAUGGUCUCAGGCUUCUGAACUUACCAAGAGGUGAAGAUGGGUCACUGUGCCCAGAAAGUUUGAAUAUUAUGCAUAGGACAAUCAAUAAGUUAAGCAAUGAAGCACUUCAAUCAGUGGCUAGUAUCAUAAGCAACACAAAGUGUAGUUUCCUUAAGAGUAGACCGAUAUUAAGUCAAAUAGUAACAGACCAUCUUCCAUGUUACUUAGCCAAGUUGGAUAAUGAAGAUGAUGUCAUGUCUCAACUGUCCAAAGUUUUGAGAAAUCAUUGCAGCUACCAAUCUGAUUCAUUGAGCCUUGUCACACCUGUGUCGACACUACUUUUGUCAUCUAUGAACCAAGCUUUGGAUAGACUUGAUGGGAUUCCUGACCAAGCUCUUGUCGCAGUGAAUAGGAAACUCAUAGGAAAAACAUGUCUGCCAAAAUUCGGACAUGUUCCUCGGUCCUCCAGUAGAGGGCAUCUCAUUGAAAUGGUGAAGAAAAGAUGCAAAAUGACAAUAAAGCAGCUUGAUGAAGGUUACUUGCCUAAGAGACUAGCCAAGGCAAUGUCAGUAAUAAACCUAUACUGGAAGCAGAAGUCGAGAUCCAUGGGUAUUUCACAACUAGAGUUCUUUCCCUUUCCAAAAGAAACAGCAUCUUUGCAAAAUGAUGUCCUGAAUGCUCUUUGGUCGCUUCCAAACGUCAAGCAUGAUGACCUGAAAUUGCUGCAUCCCAUACUGGAUCCAGAUUCUAAGUUUCGAAAGAUGCAAUUUAGAGUAGCUUUGAGGAGGUACUUGAUGGAAUGCUUGUUUGAAUGUGACGAAGGUGAUUUGCCAGGUGAGGCCCUUCAAGCCAUAGCUUUUAUAAAUCGGGGUUCUGGGUGUAAAAGUGUUGACCUCAGUAAACAAGGGAAGUAUGCAGAAGUAGAUGCUGUUUUGGUUGUAAGCAGUCAACUGAGAGCUUUAGCAUAUGAUGAUGCAGAAGACUGCUCAGAUGAUGAUGGGUUGAUGAGCUUAGGGAAUGUCAACUGCGGUGAGGAUAAUGAUUUCAUAUUCCCUGAGACCAACUAUUUCAACUGCAACUCUGAGCAACAUAUGGAUGAGCCUUGUUCUUCAAAGGAUACACCAAAAGCUGCUGAUAUGGACAACUGUUGUUCUAGUGAAUCUAGAGGAGCUACACAUCAUGUUCCAGAAGCUGAACCUUCAGAUUCAAAAGUAGAGAAGGAUGUCAGGAAACCAUGUGAAAAGACCAAAAACUCCAGAGCCACUCAUUAUUACAAGGACGGCAUUGCCUUAGAGACGGCUGUUGAUACGGAUCAUUGGACGAGGUCAAUCCGCUCAAAGGAUCUCUCCAAGAUCUGUGACGGAACUUCAACAGCUGCCCACAUGAUCAUUGGACAAAUUUUGGAUAGAUGGUUGAUUUCAGAGGAUGGCGAACUGGAAGCACACAAAACAUCAUCUUGGAGGGGGCUUGGUUUAGAAAGUCCAGGAGGCACAAGAGAAUCCCUGAAUGUAGCUGAGAAAAACAUGAAGCGUGACAUUCUAGUUGACGCCAUGGAAUGCCUCUUGCCCAAUUUGACGAGAAGUUGCAUUGACAGAGUUAAGAGGCUAAUGAGCUAGCAGCACCGGACCACGAUCUGCAGGUGAACUAUAGGGACUUGAUGACUCGUUUGCGCACAUUCUAACCUGCUAGCCUGUAAUUAGUUGGUGUCCAAAUACAUUAUACAUGUCGCCUCGAGACAUUAUGACCA